Molecule: messenger RNA, 453 nt
Organism: Ilex paraguariensis (yerba mate)
Lineage: Eukaryota; Viridiplantae; Streptophyta; Magnoliopsida; Aquifoliales; Aquifoliaceae
Source: the annotation of a GenBank genome assembly
AUGAUACUAGUGACCCUUAUGACGAGGAAGACUAAAGAAAAGGAAAUUCUUGAGCCCGUGACCAACCUUUGCAUGAAGGAAGCCUGCAGAAUUGGACUUCACGUCCAUACAGUUAGUGUAUAUCCCUUUUUGAUGGGGUGGCCCAUGACCGGGCCCUACAACAGCUUCUCAUUCUUGCAGCCAGUGACCCUUGUGAUGGGGUGGAUUGAAGAAUUGAAAGAUUCAAGAAUUUUGAGCUCAUGGCCAAUCAUUGCAGCUUUGAAAAUGACUUGUAGCACUGGAUUUCUCAUUUUUAUAUGCAAUAGCCCUUGCGACAGAGUGGUAGCACUAGAUUUCUCAUUCUUAUAUGCAAUAGCCCUUGCGACAGAGUGGAUUGAAGAAUCGAAGGACCCAAGAGUUUUCGAGCACAUGAUUAAUCUUUUGCAGCAGUUUGAAAGUAAACUACACCACUAA